UUCGGCAUGGUGUUUACUGAAGAUUCUUGGUUGUAGUACAAUAUCCGUAAAUAAACUACACGGAAUGGGAAAAAACGUCUGCAUCAUUGGCUCAGGAAACUGGGGAUCCGCUAUAGCAAAAAUUGUUGGCAAAAAUGUGCGAGAAAGGAGUGAUUUAUUUAAUCCAUUGGUGCGGAUGUAUGUGUACGAAGAAAUUGUUGAUGGAGAAAAGUUAACUGAGGUCAUAAACACAAGACAUGAAAAUGUGAAGUACUUACCAGGUGUACAGCUGCCUGAUAAUGUGGUUGCUGUACCGAACCUGUUAGAGGCAAGUGAAAAUGGAGACAUCUACAUAUUUGUGCUACCUCAUCAGUUUGUGGCAAAUAUUUGUUCAACAAUGAAAGGCAACAUAAAGAAGGAUUCUAUUGCUGUGUCUCUCAUCAAGGGUGUAUCUAUAACAGAGAAUGGCAUAAAACUAAUAUCAGAUGUGAUCUCAGAUGAACUUGGUAUCCACUGUUCAGCGAUGAUGGGUGCAAACUUGGCAGGAGAAGUGGCUGAAGAACAAUUCUGUGAAUCGACGAUAGGAAGCACUAACGAAGAGAAUGGAAAGCUAUUGAAGAGGCUUUUUGAGACUCCUUAUUUUCACUGUAUGAUUGUGAAUGAUACAUGUACCGUUGAGAUCUGUGGAGCCUUGAAGAAUGUGGUGGCUAUUGGAGCAGGCAUCGUGGAUGGUAUGGGUUAUGGUGACAACACUAAAGCAGCUGUUAUACGCCUAGGACUUAUGGAGAUGAUCAAAUUUGCAGAAUUUUUCUCACCUGACUCCAAAACCUCAACAUUUUUUGAAAGCUGUGGUAUAGCAGAUUUAGUGGCAACCUGUCAUGGUGGCAGGAAUCGUUUGCUCGGAGAGAGUGUUGUCAAGUCUUCCAAGACUGUGAAGGAACUCGAAAAAGAACUGUUGCAUGGUCAGAGUUUCCAAGGCCCCCUGGUAGCCCGAGAGAUUUAUCACAUUUUAGAGACAAAACACAUGCUUGAUCAAUUUCCAUUGUUCAUGUCCAUACAUAAGAUCUGUGAGAGACUGAUGGACCCUAGCCAGUUUGUGUGCUGUUUACGAAAUCACCCAGAACACUUAUAGAUUAUACCUUCCUUCUUUUGUUAUAGUGGUGCAUAAUUAUAGAUUGUUACAUUUUUAUUUUUGUUAAGUAGCUUUAAUAACCUAAAAUGUUGUUAUCAGCCAAAAAAAUAAAUCUAUCUUAUCUUAUGUGAUAGUAGAUUGUUACAUUGUUAGCCAACCAUCAUCAGAUGGUAGGCUGUUCAAAUCGUCCUGCGUCUGUGAUCUGUCAACAAUUUUUGUUAUCACCAUUACUUGAGAAGAAUUGGAUGGAUACCCCUUGGUCCAAGGUUAUUCCCAUUUGAUUUUGGGUCUGAUCAGAAAAUCAAAAUGGCUGACUAGUGGCCAUCUUGGAUUUUGAUUUUGAAGCUACAGCUUGUGAGCUACAGAAUAGAACCUUCUCAAAUUUCAUGUUUGUCUUCCUCAUGGUCACUAGUUGUGCCUGUUUGAUUUUUGGACUGAUCAGAAAAAAACAUGAUGUUUUCCAGGUGACCAUCUUGGAUUUUGAAGUUACAGAUUUCUGUAAAGGAAUGUUAAAAUUUCUAAUCAUUUAGAGUAAAAAUAGAAAAGAGAAGAGAAAAGAAGGGAAAAAGAUCAAACAAUUGUGGAUGCCAAGACCCUCUGGGAUCUUGUUAUUUCUGUUACAUAGCACUACUAACCUGAAAUGUUGUUACCAACAAACAUAUUUAUAGAUUGUUAUAUUUUUUAUUUCUGUUACAUAGCUUUACUAACCUGAAGUGUUUUAACCAACCAGAAAAAUCCGUCAUCCUCCCUUUGUUAAUGAUCCUUCCGUUCGUGUGAUGUGUGAGUCUUUUUAGGUUAUGAAGGGUGGGGCUAAAUGGUUAGUAAGUGCAAAACAUACCACUUCUCUUCAGCAACUUUUGAGAGAUUUUUUGAUCUCCUGAGAAAAGUGAGCUUCUGGCAUACCUUAGCCUAUUUUUCUUACAAAUCACUACUAGUUAUAAAUUAUGAGCAGAUUUCGACCAAAUUUAUUCUGAAGCAUUCAUGGGGAAGAGGAAAAAAUUUUGUAUAAAUGGUGUGUCUCAAACCCCCAAAUGGGGAAAAUUAGUAGUCUUCAGAUCCAUGUUCUUCUUUAGGAAUGAUUGAAUUUUGUGCAUAUUUGGUCCGAAGCAUCCAGAGGUGAAGAGGGACAAGUUUUGUAUAAAUGGUGGAUCUCAAGCCCCUGAAAGAGGAAAAUUAGAAGUCUUUAAAUUCCUUCUUCUUCUGUAGGAUUAUUGAUUUUUGUGCCCAUUUAAAUCUGAAGCAUCCUAAGGUGAAGGGGAAUCAGUUUUGUAUAGAUGGGCGGGGCAUUUAAGAAAUGAAAUUACUGAAAGGCUUAACAUGUGGAUAAGAUAUGUAUAUAUAUAUAUAUAUAUAUAUUUGUAACUUUAGAUGGGAGAUAUCACUAGUGGCAUGCAGAACAAGACUAUCUACAGCCAAAUUUGUGUAAAAUGUAGUACUCACUAAAACUAUUUCAAGUCCCAAAACAAUGUUCCUUGUCUAACAUUGUGAUUGUAUGUUACAUAAGAUGUACAUGAGGUGCAUAUAACAUUUUAUGACUGCAAUGUAGUUUUCUAGUUUUUGUAGUGACAAAGAUUUUCAUCCUACAAACUGAAUAUCUCACUUUUACCAGGGAUUUCUUCAAGACAAUGCUGUGUGUAUACUUUUAUAACUUGUGCAAAGCAUGUGUGUUCUUUGAAGAGACCUAAGUUGCAUAACAUGCCCCAUUACCAAAGGAAUCUGACAUCCCCAAAUGUCAGAUACCUGUGUGCUGCUAUUACCGAAAUAUUAUUCAAGCACCAAAACCCAAUGUCAGGGGUACAUAGACAUUGCGUGCAUAUUAGAUGGACAGGUGAGCUAUGAAAAUUAUCAGUUUUGAAUCCUUAAUCAUUCAAAAGUGUCUGACCAAAAAGCAAUUUCAUUUUGCCAGUGACAACUCAUAGCAGUAUCAAUUUCAAACACUGUUACCUGUCCUUUGAUUGGCUGAUAAGAAGGCUCCAAUCUAGAUUAUUUCCUAGCCUGAAUAAUGUUUCAGUUAUUGCAUCACAAACACAAUAUUAUAUAUGCUAUAGAUAAUAUUUUUCACACCAAAUAAGUUGUUCAUGCAAUAGCAGAGAUACAUGAAAUUUAACAUCAGAAAUGAAUAUAUAACAGAUUAAACUUUUUCAAUACUCGUCA
Molecule: messenger RNA, 3265 nt
Organism: Ylistrum balloti
Lineage: Eukaryota; Metazoa; Mollusca; Bivalvia; Pectinida; Pectinidae
Product: glycerol-3-phosphate dehydrogenase [NAD(+)], cytoplasmic-like
Exons: 9
Coding region: 65-1111 (348 amino acids)
Biological process (GO): glycerol-3-phosphate catabolic process; carbohydrate metabolic process
Cellular component (GO): cytosol; glycerol-3-phosphate dehydrogenase (FAD) complex
Molecular function (GO): glycerol-3-phosphate dehydrogenase [NAD(P)+] activity; protein homodimerization activity; NAD binding
Source: RefSeq, a predicted model, not a curated record